Guillardia theta CCMP2712 is the source of this 1245-nucleotide messenger RNA. RefSeq lists its product as hypothetical. Gene Ontology annotation, biological process: regulation of MAP kinase activity; protein dephosphorylation. Gene Ontology annotation, cellular component: cytoplasm. Bases 1 to 1245 code for a protein of 414 amino acids. The transcript has 4 exons. NCBI's taxonomy places the organism in Eukaryota, Cryptophyceae, Pyrenomonadales, Geminigeraceae. The record is from RefSeq and is a predicted model, not a curated record. Gene Ontology annotation, molecular function: JUN kinase phosphatase activity.
AUGGAACAAGCAGAAGAAGUCAAGGAGAUUUGGGAAGGAAGGGCAAGAGGACUGAAGGAAGGAGUGAAGAAUCAGAGAUACAUGCCAUUCGAUGAGAGGGAAGCAAAAGCUGGAGACCGGCUGGACUCUGAUGGUAUCGGACCUGUCGCAGAUGACAUGGAUUUGAAUUUCUCUCGCAUUGAAAGGAAGGCUAUGAGUAGCAUCGAUUGGGUAGCCCAGCAGGUUCUUGUUGGAAAUGUCAACGCUGCGCAAGACUUGAAUUGCUUGAAAUCAUACGGAGUGACGCACAUCUUGAAUCUGGCCUCGUCGAAAUGUCCGAAUUUCUUUCCCCAGCGCUUCUACUACAAGUCUCUUCCCUUAACCGACACUCCUUCCCAGAACAUCAUGCAGUACUUCCCGGAGACGUCAAGUUUCAUUCAUGAUGCUAAGCGAUAUGGUGGCACUGUUUUCGUGCAUUGUAUCGAGGGUAAGUCAAGGUCGGCAACCUGUGUCAUUGCGUACUUGAUGGACACUGAGAACUACACGCUGCAAGAGGCUCUCAUGCAGGUCAAGAGUGGACGGCCCAUUGUCCAGCCGAAUGAAGGUUUCAUGAUUCAACUUCAGCACUACGAGUCCGUGCUCAGGUCCCGUGCAUCCCAGACCCAGUCUUCUGUUCGCCAUUACAAUGUUUCUCCGGGCCCAGCGAUCAAUCCCAACCCUAUUCUUAGCACAGGAAGCAUUCAGGUGCCUGUGGGAAUGAGUGCUUCAGCAUGGCCAGGUCAGCGGCUCAGCAGCGGAGUGAUGCCAAACCCUCCAGCUAUCUCCUUCAACGGCAGCACGAGGAUGAGCGGCCCUGCUCAGGUGGAGGCUGACAAACGGCAGCAGGAGAGGCCUCUGGUCCAUAGGGGGCUGCCCGGCUCGCUGUCAAGGAGGAACGUUGGCGGUGAAGGUGCCUCCUCCAGCCUGCAUGCAGUGGUACAGCAGAAGUCGCUGUCGAAUAAUCAUGUUCGUGCAAAAGCUCAGCGAGACGAGUUCGAGCUCUUCCGGCGAGAAAUGCUCAUCGAUGACAGCAGCGCGCUAGAUCAAGAUGAGUACUUGAAUGCUCAGCAAGAUUCCGAUAUCUUAGGGGCUCUUUCUAGCAGCCGGCUGCUUCAGGAUCUGCUUGAUUCAGAGGAAGACAGCGCAUCCGAGUAUGGCGAUGUAGGAGAAGUGAAAAGAAUGGUAGUUGCUGGUCGAGGACUAGUCGCUAAAGAACUGAUUUGUUGA